UACCUAAUGUCAAAUUGGAACCAUUCAUUCAAACUGGGACAAGCAAUGCUCGACAAAGAGCGUAAAUCUGAUAAAUAAAUCACACACUUUCAACUCCGUGAGCACCACCAUACUUGAUACUUCCGUUCUAACUCUGCAACUUUUAAACUACAAACGAUUACAUGGAGGAAACCAACUCUCAUCACUCCAUCUUUCAGAAGAGCGGCUUCUGCCCACAAACCAAGAUUUUCCACAGCCUGAGGCCCCCUGUUCCCCUUCCUCCGGAAAAUCUCCCUCUCUCCACCGCGUCCUACGUCUUCUCUCUUCUCCGCACCAGCUCUUCCUCCCUCGACAACACAACCGUCCUCAUCGACGCCUCCACCGGCCGCCGCAUCUCUUACUCCCAAUUCAUCCACCACGUCGAAGCCUUAGCCGCCUCCCUGCAAUCUACAAUCGGUCUCUCCAGGGGCGAUGUCGCCUUCAUCCUCUCCCCGUCAAGUCUCCAAAUCCCAAUCCUCUACUUCUCUCUUCUCUCCCUCGGGGUCGUCAUCUCUCCCGCCAAUCCGGCCAGCACAACAUCCGAAAUUUCCCGCCAAAUCGAUCUCAGCAAACCAGCAAUCGCCUUCGCCACCUCCGCCACCGCUCAAAAGCUUUCCGCUUUCAGCCACCGAAUCAUUCUCAUCGACUCGCCUGAUUUCCACUCCAUGAUGACGACGGUUGGAAGGCGGAAAAUCAAGCAGGUCGUGGUCAACCAGUCCGACUCGGCAGCGAUUCUCUACUCAUCGGGGACGACCGGGCGAGUCAAAGGCGUGCUGCUGACUCACCGCAACUUCAUCGCCUUGCUUGCCGGAUUAUAUGCGAUCAGGGCGGAGGUCGUUGAAGAGAACCCAGCACCGUCGAUCUCGCUGAUCACGGUGCCUUUGUUUCAUGUUUUCGGGCUCUUUAUGUGUGUGAGGGCGGUGGCAUUGACGGAGACGAUCGUGUUAAUGGAGAGAUUCGACUUUGAAGGAAUGCUGAGGGCGGUAGAGACAUAUCGAAUUACAUACAUGCCGGUUUCGCCGCCGCUGAUGCUGGCCUUUGCGAAGUCGGAUGUGGUGAAGAAGUACGACCUGAGCUCACUUCAGUUGUUGGGAUGUGGCGGAGCCCCACUGGGAAAGGAGGUCGCCGAUAAGUUUCUCGCUCGGUUUCCGAAUGUGGAGAUAACGCAGGGUUACGGUUUGACCGAGUCAACUGGUGGGGCAGCAAGGCUGUUUGGGCCGGAGGAAUACAAGCGAUAUGGGUCUGUUGGACGCCUAACUGAGAACAUGGAGGCCAAAAUAAUUGAUCCUGUCACUGGGGAGGCGUUGCCUCCAGGACAACAAGGGGAGCUGUGGCUGCGAGGACCUACCAUUAUGAGAGGUUAUGUAGGAGACAAUGAAGCAACUGCUUCUACCUUGCAUCCAGAAGGUUGGUUAAAGACUGGUGAUCUUUGUUAUUUUGACUCAGAUGGCUAUCUCUUCAUCGUUGAUCGGUUGAAGGAACUGAUAAAAUACAAGGCAUACCAGGUUCCCCCAGCUGAGCUGGAGCAUUUACUCCAAUCCCAUCCAGAAAUUGCCGAUGCUGCUGUUAUUCCUUACCCCAAUGAAGAAGCUGGGCAGAUUCCCAUGGCAUUUAUAGUACGAAAAGCUGGAAGCAAUCUUAAUGAAGCUGAAGUAAUGGAUUUUGUAGCUAAACAGGUAGCCCCAUAUAAGAAGAUACGCCGAGUUGCUUUCAUCAAUACCAUUCCAAGAUCCUCUGCGGGAAAGAUCUCGAGAAGGGAGUUGAUUGACCGUUCGGUCUCCUAUGCAUCAGCUAAAUUAUAAUCUCAUCUGUUUAUUCAACAAGGAGAUUGUCGGACAUUACAGGUGUCUGGUUGUUGGACUGGUAUCAGGACCUCAGACUGCUCGUGGUUGGGGACUUGUGAAUUCUGCAUUUCACGAAUCAACAUCAAUUGUUUACAGUUGGACGACGGUGGAAACACUUUGAGUUAAGUCAGACAUGUAGAGUGAAGGAAUUUCACUCUACAUGAAGGAAUUUCACGAUUGAUAUUGUAUUUGAGCAAUCACACAGGACUUGAUGCGUCGAGAUAACAUUCUGUGAGAAACUGAGCUGAUGCCCAGACUACAAUAUAGCCUGCUUAGGGGUACCAUCUGAUGCUGAAUUUCGGGAAUUGAAACUCCUGACCGAGCGUGGACCUAGGUUUUUUAAGCUGUUCGCUGUUGCUAUGUGGCACGGUAGAGAUAUUGCCAAAUUUCAGAACCAUUGUUUCCUUA
Nelumbo nucifera (sacred lotus) is the source of this 2270-nucleotide messenger RNA. NCBI's taxonomy places the organism in Eukaryota, Viridiplantae, Streptophyta, Magnoliopsida, Proteales, Nelumbonaceae. The record is from RefSeq and is a predicted model, not a curated record.